Synchiropus splendidus (mandarinfish) is the source of this 541-nucleotide messenger RNA. RefSeq names its product ribosomal protein S23 (gene rps23). Gene Ontology annotation, molecular function: structural constituent of ribosome. Gene Ontology annotation, cellular component: ribosome; cytosolic small ribosomal subunit. NCBI's taxonomy places the organism in Eukaryota, Metazoa, Chordata, Actinopteri, Syngnathiformes, Callionymidae. Gene Ontology annotation, biological process: translation. The coding region runs from base 69 to 500 and encodes 143 amino acids. The transcript has 4 exons. The record is from RefSeq and is a predicted model, not a curated record.
CUGACACUCGUCAUUGCCGCGAUACAUCCGGGGCCUUUCCUUUCCAUCCCAGACUCGCUUCUGCCAACAUGGGAAAGUGCCGUGGUCUGCGUACUGCCAGAAAACUCCGUAACCACCGCCGUGAGCAGAAAUGGCAUGAUAAACAGUACAAGAAGGCCCAUCUGGGUACCGCCCUGAAGGCCAACCCUUUCGGAGGAGCUUCUCACGCCAAAGGCAUUGUCCUUGAGAAAGUUGGUGUGGAGGCCAAACAGCCCAACUCUGCCAUCAGGAAAUGUGUGAGAGUGCAGCUCAUCAAGAACGGGAAGAAGAUCACCGCUUUCGUCCCCAACGACGGCUGCCUCAACUUCAUCGAGGAAAACGAUGAAGUCUUGGUGGCAGGAUUCGGACGUAAAGGCCACGCUGUGGGUGACAUUCCCGGAGUUCGUUUCAAGGUGGUCAAAGUGGCCAAUGUGUCCCUGCUGGCUCUCUACAAAGGCAAGAAGGAGAGGCCCAGGUCAUAAAUGUUGACAUCUGCAGUUAAAAUAAAGGAAUUUUCCAUGAA